Molecule: messenger RNA, 651 nt
Organism: Penicillium argentinense
Lineage: Eukaryota; Fungi; Ascomycota; Eurotiomycetes; Eurotiales; Aspergillaceae
Exons: 3
Coding region: 1-651 (216 amino acids)
Source: RefSeq, a predicted model, not a curated record
AUGAAUCCAACUUUGAUGUAUCAGAGAAGUUACUAUUCUCCUGGUCUAUAUUGCCCCUCCGGCUGGGCUACCGUGGGCGUCGCUGUGCGCGACGAUGAAAACUCUUUGAGCAAAUCGGGUAUUCUUGCCCCGGCAUCUACCACGACAACCUCUGAGCCCGACUACGCAUUGAUAUCACCGAAAGAUUUCUUCCUGAGCUUAUUGGAGCCCAGCGAGACGGCGGUACUAUGUUGCCCAAGUUCAUACACAGCAGAUCUUGACUUCGGAUGCUGGACCAAAAUUCCCGAUUACAAACCGUCUUCGGGUUGCAACUACCACAUUCCAGCAAAAGAUUUUCUUAACUUCGUCACGGUAACAAAGGUGAUCGACGGCGAGACCGUAACGACUGAAUACAUGGAAUCUCUGACUGCGACAAAUCCUUUCGGCGAACCUAAAACAACGACAUUCGACGAUGAAGAGAAGGCUACUCUGGCUGGAUAUGACAGCUACGCUAUCAUGACUAUGGUCCAUAAGAAGGCCGACUUUGAAGAGGCCGGCCCUACGAAUGCUGCGCAAAGGAUGACCCCAGGAUCAUCUACUUGGACUGGCUUCGGAACCGUGCUUGGUGUUUCCGUCGCUGCGAUGGCACUGGGAGCAGCUAUCAUCUUGUAG